Molecule: messenger RNA, 1405 nt
Organism: Salvia hispanica
Lineage: Eukaryota; Viridiplantae; Streptophyta; Magnoliopsida; Lamiales; Lamiaceae
Cellular component (GO): nucleus
Molecular function (GO): DNA binding
Source: RefSeq, a predicted model, not a curated record
GUUUAUUAGUACUCGCUUCCUAUUUCACUUUCUUUGCUUCCUAUUUCAAGUAUUACCACUAUCUUUGUUUGAUUUCUGAGGUACAACACUUCCAUCUCUCUCUGGGACCCUUUUUACAGUUUACAUUCAUUUCCUAGUUUUUACAUAGUUGCAGCAAAUUACUGUUAAACCUAUUCAAUUGAGUAAGUACUCUGAAAUGGAUAUUACUGAUUUCUGUGGUUUCUAGUGUUUAAAUUCUGACAGGGUAGGAAAAUUAAUGUGUUUUUUCCUCCCUUUUCACCAUUCCUUAUUUGCACAAGUGGGACAUUCAUAAAAAUCAAGUCUUUGCAAGAAAUGGUGUUGAGUUCUUUUGUUCAUUGUUCAUAUGUUUUCACGUUUGAUAUUUUACCCCUAGAGUUUCAACACCAAAAAAAAUCAUGUCUUUUUGGCUGCCUAGCUACAAUUUGGACAGGAAAGAUCUGAUUGGAGGCUAGCUAGAAUGUUGGUUUAAGAGAGCAAAAGGGGUUUGAGUAGAUUAAUUAGUGUCUUGCCUUUACUAAUUUUGCUUGGGAGACAAGGGGAAAAGUUUGAGUGAUUGAGGUUGUUUGAAAUGGAAGCAUCAUCUUCAAAGAGGGCCAAGGCCCCCCCUGCAAAUGUGGCUCAUUGCUUGGUGGACGGAUGCAGCGCGGAUUUAAGCGUGUGCAGAGACUACCAUAGGCGGCACAAGGUCUGCGAAGCGCACUCCAAGACCCCGAGGGUCACCAUCGAAGGCCGAGAGCAGCGGUUUUGUCAGCAGUGCAGCAGGUUCCACUCCUUGGUGGAGUUUGAUGAGGGGAAACGGAGCUGCAGGAAACGUCUAGAUGGGCACAACAGGAGGCGUAGGAAGGCCCAGGUGCGUAGUGGAGUGGAUGAGAGGGUCGUGUCAUUCAACACCGCACCACCACAGAUUGUAGCUGCUGGUGCUGGUGCUGGUGUGGUGGGAUACCCUUGGGCCGGGGCGGUGGGGAAAGACGAGAAUGUGGUCGGAGGCUCGUUGCUGCAAGAGCAGCUCAGCUACAUGGAUAAUAUUCAGCAUCAGCAACUGCUAAUGAUCAGCAACAGCAGCUCCUCCUCCUCUUCCUCAGCCUUUGUGUCACAAAAUGUGAUGAUGGAAUGUGAUGGUGCUCUCUCUCUUCUGUCAUCGCCUCCUCCCGCCAUCGACUACCACCAGACCACUUCUCCCACCUUGCAUUUUCCCCACCAGAAUGUGGGAUCAUCCCAUCAAACUCUCUCCUUCAUGUGGGACUAACUAGCUCAAUCAUCAUCAUCAAGAAAUGUCUUUUCUUUAUCUUGUUUCAAUCAUGUUUUUAGCUACAAGCUCUCUACAAAAGAGAAUGGGAAUCACUGUGUUUGGACUUGGAUUAAUGAUAAUAUGAUUCUUGGUGCA